Messenger RNA from Plasmodium vivax (malaria parasite P. vivax), 1638 nucleotides. RefSeq lists its product as hypothetical. Lineage: Eukaryota; Apicomplexa; Aconoidasida; Haemosporida; Plasmodiidae. Bases 724 to 1638 code for a protein of 304 amino acids. The transcript is spliced from 2 exons. The record is from RefSeq and is a predicted model, not a curated record.
AACAAAUAAAUAAUAAAAAAUAAAUAAAUUAUACCAAAUGACAGAUAAUUAAGUCACUUCCUUAUUCCUUAACUUCUAGAAUAACAGGAAAUACUUAGCAUAGCAUGCCAUUCAUCCAUUAAUUUUUAAAAGAAACGAUGUUUCUGCAUUUUAUUUAUAAGAAUAUCAUUUUUAGUGAAUAAUAUAAAAUGAUGCUUUGUUAUCGAAAAAAUAAUAAUUGAGCGACAAAAAAUAUUUUUUUAUGCCGAAAAAAAACAUUUCGUGAUAUAUUUAUUUUUUAUUUAUUCUUUUCUCUCUUUUUUUUAAAAUAUUAUAGAAAAAAUUUAAUUAAAAUUAUAUAUAUUUUAGUAUUCUUGUAGUUUUGUUUUUGUCUGAAAGAAUAAAUUAAUUUUUGCAAGAACGUCAUUACGAAAUAUAGCAGCUAAACGAAUUAAAUAAAUAUUUUAAAAUUUUUUUUAAUAAUAAUUAUUUUUUUUUUUUUAUAAACAAUUUUUACGUUUUACUGAAUUGAUUUACUCUAUUUGGAGCUAAACAAAAAACGUAAUAUUAUCAAUCAUUUUAGUUAUGCUAAUUUAAUAGAAAAAAAAACUUUUUUAAUAGUUUUUUAUUUCUAGGCAAUUUAUUCCUACAUAUUUCUGUACUACAUAUAACAACCCUUUUUCUUUCUUUCUUUUUUUUUUUUUUUUUUUUUUACUUCAAAAUUAAGAAUACCUACUAAACAAGAUGGUUAACACAAAUUCUAGUAACAUCUCUCUCUUCGCCCAAAAUGAAGUAAGAAACACUGAAAACGUUGUAGCAGCUAAGGAUUCUAGUUCAUCCGUAAAGGGCACCUGGGCAGGCCACAAAACUAACAAUGGCAAUAAGUUCCCAUUCUAUCUCAAACUUUCCAUGUUUGGUGUUUUAUUUUUGGUGUUGCAAUGCUUCAAUGAGAAUGCCUUCGGAAACACUUUUGAGUGUGAAACCAGAAUGCAAGAAGGAGCCUUUGACUUGGGGGUUAGUCGAAACUUGGGAGAAACCUCAAAGAAGGCAUCCACUUCAAAACAAGCAGUAAAAGCAGGAAGCUCCUCAAAUGAUGAAGAGGCGGAAGAUGAAGAUGAUGAUAAAGAUAAGUACAGAAAAAUGGCAGAAGAAGCUUACAAGCAAAAGGUAGAAGAAAGGUAUAAAAUCAUGUCAGACGAUAAACCUACACGCGUCCCAGGACCAAGACACAAUCACCAGGGACCACCCAAAUUGUCUGAGCAAGAACUUAUACAGUUAUUAAGAAUGUUACCACCUCCACCACAGGCUAUGCAAAAAAGACCAAGAAAUGUACCAGGCCCAAGUGGAGAUAGAAGAAUGCCAUUUGACAGCCCAGAACAAAUGUUACAAUUUUUAAAAUUUAUGAACGACAGACAAAACAUGAUGGCUGGUAACAACAACGCCUGUUGCAAUUUUGGUGAAUGUGAAGAAGAAGAAGAGGAAGAUAAAUCCAUCAUAAAGAAUAUAAUUCGUGAUGUAAGUAAUGUUGCUCCACUUAUAUUGCCUGCCCUCCCACCUCUCCUCAUGAUGUUCAUUGGAACCCAAAGAACCUACUUAUUGUUAUACACCCUAUCUUUAGUAAAAGAUGCUUACAAUUUUUUACAAAGAGUAAAAAAUUAA